CAUUGCGAACGCCUUUGUGAAGGUGAUUGACACCUGUGGCUGUGAUCGGAACCGAACGAGCUUCACAGCACGGAGAUCAUCUAGCUGUGUCCUUUCCAAAUAUAGUUAAAGUCCUGAGCGAAAGGAACCCCAAACAACCCAGUUAGUUUUGACGUCCACUUGAGACUGUAGCGGGAGGAGAUAGCUAGUUCUGCUAUAAUGGCCUGAGAGCGCAUUGAAGGUCUUUUUACCGUUUUAGGGUGCUGUAUUAAGGUUGUAGAGUGCUCUCUUCUCUGAUGAAGCCUCUGUCGUUCCUAAAUUCCUCCAUAUGCUGGCAUAAUUGUAUUUCAUUGAAGAAUAAACAUUCAGGUUUGAGAAUUAGUUGAAGAGAAUAGCUAGUCGUAUUUAACGAGCACUAUACAGGCAUCCUCUGAAGAAUGUCUGACAACCACACAAAAAACCCAGAUUUGUAUAGUUUUCAGGAGUAAUUACAUAAUCAUCCCAUGCUUUUUUACAUACUAGUGUUUGAAAUCUCCACCAUUGUAUCAAUACCAUACAUUUCUUCAGUAUAUGCAAAUUGGUAUUCAUACCUAUACCAUUUGGAGCUUGGUACCAUUACAUUCCAAGAGAAGACUUUUCUUUUGUAAAAAAACUGACUUCAUCUUAGAUCUGCAAGAUAGGGUUGUUUUUGUGUACCAUCCAGUACCUGGUGGAGAGAUGAUGUGCCUUACACAGAGGUCUGCUGAAGCCUACCCAGAAACUUUGCAGAAGCCUGUAUGGAGGCUCCUGCUCUGUACCCAGAUCAUAUUAGAAGGAUACAGAAUCUCUAUUAUGCUUUAUGUUAUUAAUAUUUCUAAUUCAGUGUUUAAUCAUCUUUUCCCAGUAAGCACUCUUUUUAUUACCUAGGCUGUCAUUUGCAUGAGUGAAUAGAGAAAUGUCACCUGAUGAGUUGAUCUACCUGGGGGUCCUGGCUGUGUCAGUACCCACCGGAUUCCUUUUUCGCUAUCUGAGUCCAGCAGUGAAACAGGCCACAGCGUUGGUCCUGGGCCUCACUGUCAUAGUGACAACCUGUAGGAUCCAUGCUCUACACUCACUGUGCACAGUUCUAGGAACGUGGCUGAUUAUCAAAUUCAGCUGGAGGACUGCUCCCUCGCUCUCCCUGGGAUGGACGUUCCUGUACCUGCUCUUCUUCCGGCUGGUGCCGUGGUUCGGCCUGCCCCCCCCCAGCCCCUUUGCCAACGCCAUCCAGCUCCUGCUCACCCUGAAGAUGGUCAGUUUAGCCAAUGAGGUUCACAGUUACCAUGCUGCGAAGAAAAAGGAUGUGAGCACCUUCUCCAAGUCCUCAGAGAUUGGUCAGCUUUCCCAUGAGCCCUCCCUUUAUGAUGUCAUAUCCUAUAGUUACUGCUACAUUGGCAUUAUGACAGGCCCGUUCUUCCGCUACCGGACCUUUGCGGACUGGCUCGUCCAGCCUGACGCUCUGUCCCUGCCGGGAAAGGAGCCCUGUCUCCAGCGGCUGAAGAUGGUGCCCGUCUACGGAGUUCUCUUCCUCUCUGCCAACUCCUUCUUCCCCCUCUCCUACAUCCGUACGGAGGACUUCCUGGAGCACAACUACUUCUUUAGGCUGUUCUAUAUGGUCGUGAUCUUCUUUGUUUUCCGGAUGAGGUUCUAUGCUGCUUGGUGUGGGGCAGAAGCAGGCUGUAUCAGUGCAGGACUGGGCUGCUAUCCACAGGGGGCGCUCUCCAGACCUGGAGGAGGACCCACCGUCCAGUACAGCCAUGAUCCAGGUGCCCAGGUAGACUAUGACUUUAAGACCAUCCAGAAUAUCGACUGCUACAACACGGACUUCUGUGUUAAAGUGAGACACGGCAUGCACUACUGGAACAUGACUGUACAGUGGUGGCUACGUCACUACAUCUACCCCAACGCACCAUUCAGAGCAUACGCCCUGAGGGCUGGUUGGACUAUGUUGGUCAGUGCUUACUGGCACGGACUCCACGCGGGAUAUUACCUCUCCUUCCUCACCAUCCCGCUGUGCAUUGCGGCUGAAACAUCCAUGGAGGUGUCGGUGCGGUCUCGGCUUGGCCCGGGCGGUCAGCGGGCCUUCGACUGGGUCCACUGGUUCCUCAAAAUGCGUGCGUAUGACUACAUGUGUAUGGGCUUUGUGCUGCUGAAGGCCAGCGACACCCUGAACUACUGGAGCUCCAUCUAUUUCAUCAUCCACGUCAUCGCCCUGCUCUGUCUCGCCAUUGGCCGAGUGGUCGGCGGAGCCAGCAGGGGGACAAAAGGAAGAAAGGAAGGAGAGUGGGCAGCGAAGGGGGAGGAGCUUGUGGCAGAUAAGACUGAAUGAAACUCGCAACGGCGCCUGUCAUGCUGGUCGUGGAAGAGCUGAGACGUUUACACAAGAAAAGAACUACAUAUCCCAACAUGCACUGUGACGUGCCAACUGUUGAUCUGUUGUCAGGGGUUUUCAGUGUUUGUUACUAGAACACAAUGUACUAAGAGGUGAGACAAAGAGAUUGCAAGACCUGCCUUUUUUUCUAAGAAUUGUCAGCAUUUCUCUAACACGUUGAUACUUUACCAGAUUAAUUAACAGGCAUUUAGAUUUGAGUACAAGUCUGUUAUGGAGUUGUCGUUUGUUUGGUUUUUUUUUUUUUUUGCUCAUGUCUUUAUCGUCACUGUGUCAAUUUAAUUAUUUUUUUCACCUGUUUUCAAAAUGAUUUCUCUUACAAAGCACAUUCAGUAUCUGGAAGACAGGGGGCACUAUUGAGACAGACAUUCCCAUGCAUUCUUCGUUUGUCUCAGAACAGUUUCAUAAUGAUCAAGUGGUUGAGGAGUGUUGUUUUGUUGCUAGCAUGUGCUAUUUUUGCAGUUUACCACUUCACAGAGCCAGCUAGGGUCCAAAAUAUAUUCCUGCUACAAGUCUAGUUCUUAUGAUCUUAUGUAUUACUGGGUCUUACAGUUAGCUGGCUAAGCUAUUCCUACCCCUUCCAACCUGGAAGCUGAGUUUAAAGCUCACUGACCAUACGGACCAUCACAUUUUCUCAGUGAUCCUAGCGGAGUCCAAGAUGAGCUAUAGCUGAGUCGUCCAUGGUAAUUCCUCUCAAUUACCAUAUUCCAUCAACUGUUUAAUUCCAUUGAGUGUUUGUUUUUCUCUGGCGUUUUCUCUUUUUGCUUUGUAAGCUCUUGUGUCUUCAACCCUUUCUUUUGAAUUAUCUGAGUGACGUCCCACUGUAGGUCUGACCCCACAAUGUGAUUAAAUGGGGAAACAGGGCUGUGUGUUGCCCAUCACAAAUCACAUGAUGCAGACAAAUCCAGUCAGCAUGCACCAGUUUGUGUUCUGUUCUUCUGGUUAAACUUGAACAUGUUCCAGUUAAAAUUCAUUGUAAAUAUUGUUUCAGAAUUCUAGUGUCUGUCGCUGAUUAAUGCUGUGUCACCCAGUGGAUGUAUUUUAUGGUAUAAUAGUAAUAUAUUUUCUGCUUGUGUGGCUAUAAUAUUAUCUCUUUUAAUGCAGCACAACAGGGUUUACAGUACGAACAAGGGUCAGGAAUCUAUCCAGGGCAAGGGGUUUCUGGGGUUUUGGGUUACUGGGUUCCUGGUUUUCUGUAUCAGCACAGUUCAUCAAUGUAUCAUCACUGUGUUUUAACAAAAAGGAUUAGCUCUUUUUAAAAUAAAUAGCUUGUCAUUGGU
Electrophorus electricus (electric eel) is the source of this 3666-nucleotide messenger RNA. Lineage: Eukaryota; Metazoa; Chordata; Actinopteri; Gymnotiformes; Gymnotidae. The record is from RefSeq and is a predicted model, not a curated record.